UAACUCAUGACGUGUUGCUUUUCUUUUCCUCUCGGUGAGAAAGUGGCUCUCCCUUCCCCGGAGUCAGGUCCUCUCUGCCACCCAGAGCCACAAAGAGACGCUCCGGGCGCGGACGAAUUUAAGGUGAGCGCCAAAAAAACUUGGUCCGCAUUCCUCCUCAAACUGCUGAAGAGUUCUGAGAGCGCCUCAACUCGCCGGGGAGCUCUGCGAAAGUGAAGAAGAUUCUUUUGGCUGUAAAGAUGAAGAGUCUACUUUUUCUGGUGCUGAUCUCUGUCUGCUGGGCUCAACCUCACCCUGGCAACUCAAGCCUGGAGCAUGAAAGGAUUGUUCACAUUCAAGAAAACGGGCCCCGUCUCCUGGUGGUAGCAGAGCAAGCCAAAAUCUUCUCCCAGCGCGGCGGCAACAUCACACUGCCAUGCAAGUUCUACCACGAGCACACCUCCRCCGCCGGCGCCGCCGGGCCCCACAGGAUCCGCGUCAAGUGGACCAAACUCACCUACGAUUACCUCAAGGAGGUGGACGUGUUCGUGGCCAUGGGGCARCACAAGAAGAGCUACGGCAGCUACCAGGGCCGGGUGUGGCUGCGGCAGAGCAGCGAGAACGACGCCUCGUUGGUCAUCAGCGGCAUCACGCUGGAGGACUACGGCCGCUACAAGUGCGAGGUCAUCGAGGGGCUGGAGGAUGACACGGCGGUGGUGACACUCAACCUGGAAGGUGUGGUGUUCCCUUACUCACCUCGUCUGGGCCGCUACAACCUCAACUUCCACGAAGCGCGGCGGGCGUGCGCCGAGCAGGACGCGGUGGUGGCCUCCUUCGACCAACUCUACGACGCCUGGAGGUCRGGGCUGGACUGGUGCAACGCGGGCUGGCUGAGCGAUGGCUCGGUGCAGUACCCCAUCACCAAACCCCGCGAGCCCUGCGGAGGCAAGAACACCGUGCCCGGAGUCAGGAAUUACGGCUUCUGGGACAAGGAGAAGAGCCACUACGACGUCUUCUGCUUCACCUCCAACUUCAACGGCCGCUUCUACUACCUGAUCCACCCCACCAAGCUGACCUACGACGAGGCGGUGGCGGCGUGCCAGAAGGACGGCGCCCAGAUCGCCAAGGUGGGGCAGAUCUUCGCCGCCUGGAAGCUUCUGGGCUACGACCGGUGCGACGCGGGCUGGCUGGCGGACGGCAGCGUGCGUUACCCCAUCGCGAGGCCGAGGAAGCGUUGCAGCCCCAACGAGGCAGCCGUGCGCACCGUGGGCUUCCCCGACAAGAAGCACAAGCUUUACGGUGUCUACUGCUUCAGGGCCUACAACUGAGGGAGAUUUUUUUUUUUUUUUUUAAGGGUGGUUGAGAGCAUGUGAAAGGUUUUCUUUUUUGGUUUUUUUUUUCGGUAUGAACUCAUGCAAGCUACCAAAACUGUGAUAAACCUCUUUUACUUACUGUAAAGAGUCAUUUUUCAUAGAUACCCUCU
Malurus melanocephalus (red-backed fairy wren) is the source of this 1462-nucleotide messenger RNA. RefSeq names its product hyaluronan and proteoglycan link protein 1 (gene HAPLN1). Gene Ontology annotation, biological process: cell adhesion. The coding region runs from base 240 to 1307 and encodes 355 amino acids. The transcript has 5 exons. The record is from RefSeq and is a predicted model, not a curated record. Gene Ontology annotation, molecular function: hyaluronic acid binding. NCBI's taxonomy places the organism in Eukaryota, Metazoa, Chordata, Aves, Passeriformes, Maluridae.